UAUAAAUUGCUCCAAAACCCUCCCUUCUCAUUUUCAGCACAACACCGACCAACCCUUCUUCACAUACAUACUUGUCCUUUGCUGACCAUUUUACUUUCUCGAUUCUUUGAAACAAUUCUUCUUGGUUUUUAACUUAAUUCAUGUUUUAAACUUUUAUUACACAUCAAAACAACAAGAUUAAAGCUAAUAGUUUGGUGGGGUUUUUUUCAAUUGGGAUUAUCUUAUAAAAAGCUGAUUAAAGAAUCCCAUAAAAAAACUAUCGAGAGAAUGAAGGCUAGUCUCGAUAUGCCAAAGGGGGAUAUGGAAGCACAGGCUUGUCAUUCUGGUUGGGACAGUAAAACUGUAACCGAACUUGCAGAACUUCUAUCAGAUGUUUUACAUACAUGUUUUAAUAAUGCUAUAAAACGGAUAGUUGAAAGUGGGUACAGCAAGGAGGUUGCAGAGACCAUGGUUUUAAGAUGUGGUCCUUUUUAUGGCAUCAAGGACAUGGUGUCAUCUAUAGUGGAUCGGUGUUUGGACUGUUUAAAAAACACAGAAUGUCACGAUCCUACAUUCUAUAUGUUUGAUGAUAUAGAUAGAAUGGUGGAGUAUAUGAUGUUAGAGAUGGUGACUAUACUUUUAGAAAUUAAACCAUCUUUGUCCGUCCACGAAGCAAUGUGGACUUUGUUGAUAUGUGAUUUAAAUGUAAUUGAUGCAACUGAUGCAGACUUAGACCUUCAGAAAUUUUCGGUUGGAGGUCUUAAAGCCGUUCAAGAAGAGGGCACGUCUGCAAAAAUCGAGCCUGAAGCCCCAUCUGAAUCUGAAUUUCGAGACCAAGAGACCAUAGCCUCGAGCGUUGGCCAUCUAGCCUCCAGUUCUGGCAAAAUAAAUAAAGACAACUGUCAAUGCUGUAAAAAUUGCCCGCCAGGGCACAAAAGAGACGGCAGUCGACGGAAGCUGUUACAAUUUGAAAAGCCUUACAAGGGACAGAGGUCAAAAAAAGCCCUAAAGGCAGAACUUGCUAGCUGGCGUGUUUUGACUACACGAAAACGUUCGACGUCUGGGCCGUCUUCUGUAAAUAUGAUUGACUCAUCUUUACCCUUGAAGGAAACCACUGAGACACCAAAGGUGACGCCGAAGUCUGAAACGGUCCCUCCGAAUCAUAAAACGGCUGAGUACUAUUUGGCAGGAAUCCCAUAUGAUGAAUUGAAGGGUGAGCACGUGCCACAAGAUGACAAGGAUAAAAUGAUACUGGCGGCAGUUGGUCAACUUCGAUCGUUACAGAAAGAUCUUAAAAGCUGGGACGAUUGGGCGAAUUUGAAGGUUAUGCAGGUAGCCAAGAGGCUUAGCCAAGAUCGACCCGAGCUUAAUAAGUUGAAGUUUGAAAAGCAGGAAGCCGAAAGGUUAAAGAAAGAUAAGCAGGCUAUGGAAGAGAAUACAAUCAAGAAGUUAGCAGAAGUAACAGCUUCUUUGAAUGCCACUAAUUAUAAUACUGAGAUGGCUAGUGCAGCUAUUGUUAGGCUAGAGUCCGAAAAAGCAGUCCUUAAAGAGGAAAAGGAAAAAGCUGAAAACCGAAGCUCAAAUGAAACUAAAAAUUUGGAAGAAGCUCUGCGCAAAGAAAAGGAAGCUCUGAAGAAGUCUGAAUCUUAUGGAGCUGAAAAUAACUUAUUCGAGGAAGAACUCAAAUCACUGAAACGGAAAGCGGGUCCAAUGCAAGGGGACCUAGAAAAGGCCAAACGCCUUUUUAAAGAUACAGAGACUCGAUUGGCAAACGAGCAAAGGGAGACUGCCAAAUUUCUUCACCAAGCUGUAUCUAUAAGGAAUGAAAGGAAACAUCUUGACUCAUUGGCCAAAGCAAAGAGAAAGAUGGAUGCACAAAAGGCAGAGAAAGACAUAAAGAAAUUUGAAAGUGACCUAAAGAUGAUUCAGUAUGAGAUUGCGGAAUUUAAGUUGGAGGCGGAGACACAGAAAAUUGCAGCAAUGCGUAAGGGCAUGAGCUGGCAGCCUUCUGAAGGGACUUCACUGCCAGAAGUUUCUACUGAGUCCACAUAUGCGAAAACGAGCCUACAGAAGGAUCGCGAGUGUGUGAUGUGUUUGACACAUGAGAUGACCAUUGUGUUUGUUCCGUGUGGGCAUCAGGUUCUCUGUGCUGAAUGCAAUGUGAUCCAUGAGAAGAAGGGCAUGUUGGAGUGCCCGUCUUGCAGGACCCCUAUUCAAAAGAGGAUUGCUUCUCGUUUUGCCAAAUGCUAAUGAGCGCCUGGGGCAAAACAGCUAAUUUUUGGUUGUUUCUUUCUUAAAGUUGAUGUUGUUGCAUUUGGGGAGUAACUAGUAUAUCCGGGUAGCCCAUUUACUUACUGGGUUAAAUGCAUUUUUAGUGUUUCGGGUUAAAGAAAUAGAUAGAAGAUUGAUACUGGGGUAUAGCAGUGGCCAACUUAGGGGCUCUUGAGAUAGCAAACUAGAAAAUGUAAAUUCAGCUUUUUGAUCAUCUGGUAGAAGUUAAUAUAUUGGCCCCAAUAAUUUGCUUA
Erigeron canadensis is the source of this 2504-nucleotide messenger RNA. Its product is annotated as putative E3 ubiquitin-protein ligase RF298. The transcript is spliced from 4 exons. The record is from RefSeq and is a predicted model, not a curated record. Lineage: Eukaryota; Viridiplantae; Streptophyta; Magnoliopsida; Asterales; Asteraceae. The coding region runs from base 268 to 2229 and encodes 653 amino acids.